GUAGUUUCAAAAGAAUUACAAUGCUUUUGAGGAGUCUGAUCUUACUUAUAUCUCUCACCAACGUACUCACUGCAGAAUCAUGGAGGAAGCCUGGGUGCCACCGAAUCGGUCAUACCAGAAACAUAAGUAUACCGGAUUGCGUAGAAUUCAAAAUAACUACAAACGCUUGUCGCGGAUUUUGCGAAUCUUGGUCACUUCCUAGCAUCAUGUUAGGCUUCAAGCGACAUCCCGUGACCUCGUUAGGUCAAUGCUGCAACAUAAUGGAAUCCGAAGACGUACCAGUGAAGGUGUUAUGCUUAGAUGGAGAAAGAAACUUGAUAUUUAAAUCUGCCGUAACGUGUGCCUGCUAUCAUUGUCAAAAAGAAUAAUAAAGAAAAUUUGUAUUACUUAGUUAUUAUGAUAAAAUUUGAACAUAUAAUAUUGAUAAUUUCCUGUGGUAUCUAAAAUUUUUAUUGUAAUGGUGAUCUCCGAAAUGUAAAGUGCCUAAUAUUAACUUAUAAAUAAUGUAACUUGCAACAUUUUUAAUAAGUACGAUUAAACAUAUC
This is a messenger RNA of Spodoptera exigua (beet armyworm), 545 nucleotides long. The record is from the annotation of a GenBank genome assembly. NCBI's taxonomy places the organism in Eukaryota, Metazoa, Arthropoda, Insecta, Lepidoptera, Noctuidae.